This is a messenger RNA of Suncus etruscus (white-toothed pygmy shrew), 1636 nucleotides long. It is a transcript of the gene ALKBH1, whose product is annotated as alkB homolog 1, histone H2A dioxygenase. The record is from RefSeq and is a predicted model, not a curated record. NCBI's taxonomy places the organism in Eukaryota, Metazoa, Chordata, Mammalia, Eulipotyphla, Soricidae. Gene Ontology annotation, cellular component: nucleus; cytoplasm. The coding region runs from base 1 to 1170 and encodes 389 amino acids. Gene Ontology annotation, molecular function: broad specificity oxidative DNA demethylase activity; oxidative RNA demethylase activity; ferrous iron binding. Gene Ontology annotation, biological process: oxidative RNA demethylation. The transcript is spliced from 6 exons.
AUGGGGAAGAUGGCGGCGGCCAUAGGCUCCAUAGCCACGCUGGCGGCAGAGCCCGGAGAAGACGCUUUUCGAAAGCUUUUCCGCUUCUAUCGGCAGUGCCGGCCCGGGAGCACGGACCUGGGAGGGGUCAUCGAUUUCUCGGCGGUACCCCCAGCCUGCGGGACCGAACCCGCUGCCCACAAGGUGAUCAGGUCUCAGCUAAGUGUGUCUUCUGUCAGUGAACACGAUGCACAUAGAGCCGGUCUGCAACCAGUCAGCAAAUGGAGGGCCUAUGGUCUGGAAGGUUACCCUGGAUUUAUUUUUAUCCCCAACCCCUUCCUCCCAGGUUACCAGUGGCACUGGGUGAAGCAGUGCCUUAAGUUAUAUUGCCAGAAACCUAAUAUCUGUAACCUGGACAAGCAUAUGACAAAAGAAGAGACACACAACCUGUGGGAACAAAGCAAAGAGUUUCUGCGCAGUAAAGACGUGAAUAAACGAAGACCCCGAAGUUUGCUAGAGAAGCUGCGGUGGGUGACCCUCGGCUACCACUAUAACUGGGACAGUAAGCAAUACUCAGCAGAUCAUUAUACACCUUUCCCUUCUGACCUGGCUUUCCUCUCAGAGCAAGUCGCUGCUGCCUGUGGAUUUCAGGGUUUCCGAGCGGAAGCAGGUAUCCUGAACUACUAUCGGCUUGACUCCACGCUGGGGAUCCAUGUCGACAGAUCGGAACUCGACCACUCCAAACCCCUGCUGUCAUUCAGCUUUGGCCAGUCUGCCAUCUUUCUCCUGGGUGGCCUCAAGCGAGAUGAAGCCCCCACAGCUAUGUUUAUGCACAGUGGCGACAUCAUGGUGAUGUCGGGAUUCAGCCGCCUGUUGAACCACGCAGUCCCACGGGUCCUCCCGAGUCCCGAGAGUGCCAGCCUGCCUCAUUGCCUGGAGACUCUGCUGCCCGCCCAGCUCCCUUCGGACACGGUGGUGGAGCCCUGCUCGGAGGAAGACCUGCAGGUGUGCACCGCUUAUUUGAGAACAGCUCGAGUGAAUAUGACGGUGCGACAGGUGCUGGCCCCAGACCAGGACUUCCCCCCGGAGUCUGCAGGCGAGCAUAAAAGAGACAUCGCCACACAAGGGUCCUGCCAUCCGGAUGACAAUAGUGACCAGGUGAAACGAGCCAGGUUAGACCCUCACAGCUGAGACCUGGACAGAUCUCCCAUGAAACCACCAGGCCACCACAGACCUGAGCACAGAGCCAGAAACACUCCCCCUGAUCACCCCGUGACUCUGGAGCCCAUCCUGAAGAGUCUUGCUCAGAGGCAAGGGCUGGGUGGGGCUGGGUGGGAAGAGGCCUUCCCAGCAGCCUGCUCAGCCUCGCCCGCUGUUUCUGAGGGAAACAGGACUGAGUUUCCAUAUCUAUGAGUCUCCAUAGAUGGCUCAGAAUUCGCUAAUGCUGAAUGAAAUACCCCUCCGGCCACCGCAGCUGGUGGUUGGUGGUAAAAAUCACAAAUGUAUUUUGGUGGUUCUGAGCACCAGCCAUUAAUCUCACCUGUCUAGUUUUUUCAGUCAGUGUCAGAUUCCUUGAUCUCCUUUUCUAGUCUUCAGCGAUGCAUACUAUCCAAAUUAAGGCAGCAGGACUGGAAAUCACAUCCCCAGUAAAAGAAUU